Messenger RNA from Periophthalmus magnuspinnatus, 2129 nucleotides. RefSeq names its product solute carrier family 13 member 1 (gene slc13a1). Gene Ontology annotation, molecular function: sodium:sulfate symporter activity. Gene Ontology annotation, biological process: monoatomic anion transmembrane transport. The record is from RefSeq and is a predicted model, not a curated record. The transcript has 16 exons. NCBI's taxonomy places the organism in Eukaryota, Metazoa, Chordata, Actinopteri, Gobiiformes, Gobiidae. Gene Ontology annotation, cellular component: membrane. Bases 242 to 1981 code for a protein of 579 amino acids.
AGAAUGGAGCUAAAUCUCUGAAACUGUGUGUGUGAGUGGUGGGGAGGUGGUGCCUUUAAAGGAGGCUAGUCCAGUGAUGUGAACAGGUGUGCUCAUCCUUCCCCCGGGACAGCAGAGAGGGAGGAAAGCUGUGCUAAAUAUGGACAGGUAACCUUGGACCUGCAGCCACUGGAGGCAAGACUCACUACAGACUCACCUCAGACUCUCUACAGAACUACAGCAAAAUAACUAAACAGGAAACAUGUUGACGAAGGCCAUUUUCCCAUAUUGGCGCUUCAUUGUGACAGUGAUGACUCCACUGGUGCUGCUGCCUCUUCCACUGGUCAUCAGGACAAAGGAGGCAGAAUGUGCCUUUGUGCUGCUGGUGAUGGCCUUGCUCUGGGUCACUGAAGCCAUGCCUCUGGCCAUCACCGCCAUGUUACCUGCUUUCCUCUUCCCGCUCUUUGGCAUCAUGAAGUCAUCUCAGGUUGCCUCGGUGUACUUUAAAGAUUUCCACUUUCUGCUGAUCGGAGUCAUCUGUCUGGCCACCUCCAUCGAGAAGUGGGGCCUCCAUCGCAGGAUCGCUCUACGGCUGGUCACUCUGGUGGGAGUCAACCCUGCCUGGCUGAUGCUGGGUUUCAUGACGGGCUGCGCCUUCCUCUCUAUGUGGGUCCACAACACCUCAGCGGUCGCUAUGGUGAUGCCCAUUGUGGAGGCCGUGCUCCAGCAGAUCCUCAAGACAUCUACAGAGAGGGACUCAGGCGGAGAGGACAACCCCAACCUUCAACUGGACGAACCUGACAACCAUGUUCAAAUAAAAGAAACCAGUUGUGAAAAGCAGAACGUUGAUGCACCAGAAGUAAACCCCAAAGCAUGUCACAUUAACAUCUCAGAGGCUUCUUCUGAUCAGGCUAAAGCAGGUCAUAAAGUGGACCAUAUGUUGUGUAAAGCCAUAUGUCUGAGCAUCGCCUACUCGUCCAACAUCGGGGGCAUCAGUACACUGCUAGGAACCUCCCCUAACCUCAUCUUCUCUGAAUACCUUCACCAGAUGUACCCAGAAUGCAACAGUGUGAACUUCGGGAACUGGUUGCUGUUGUGUUUGCCCAUUAGUGUGAUCAUGCUUCUGCUGACCUGGGCCUGGCUCUACUGGCUCUUCAUUGGCUCAGAUUUCAGCUUUCUGUGGAAAUGUGGAGGCCAGCAGUCGGAGAAAGAGAAAGCAGCAAGAAAAGUGUUAGAAGAAGAAUACAAAACACUAGGGCCAAUGAGCCCCCAGGAGAUCUUCACUACAAUCAUCUUCAUAUCCAUGGUGCUGCUGUGGUUCACCCGAGAUCCUGGCUUCAUUCCAGGCUGGGCAUCCCUCUUCCCAGAGCAAAAUUCGGGCUAUAUCACUGAUGCCACUGUGGCCCUUCUACUAGGUGUGGUCUUCUUCAUUGUACCCGCCCAUGGACCCUACAAGAAAUAUGACACCAUGAUUUCGUGGAGGGAGUUCCAGGCCUCGAUGCCAUGGACAGUGGCGUUGCUUGUCGGUGGAGGGUUUGCGUUGGCAGAGGGCACAAAGGAGUCGGGCCUGUCGACCUGGGUGGCAGAGCUGCUCACUCCUCUGGGGGACCUCCCAGUGCUGGCUACCAUCACAGUGGCCUGUAUCAUCGUCACCAGUUUAACUGAAGUGGCCAGUAACGCAGCCACCAUCACCAUCUUCCUCCCCAUCCUCUCUCCUCUGGCUGAAGCGAUCCACGUGAACCCUUUGUAUGUCAUGAUCCCUGCCACUCUCUGCACAUCUUUCUCCUUCCUGCUCCCAGUGUCCAACCCUCCCAAUGCUGUUGUUUUCGCAUAUGGACACCUCCACGUAAAGGACAUGGUCAAGGCGGGUCUCGGGGUGAAUGUGAUUGGUGUCUUGUGUGUGAUGUUGGCUAUAGUAGCAUGGGGAGUCCCUCUCUUCUCCCUGGACACUUACCCAGAAUGGGCCCCGGUCCUCCCCACAUUCAACUCCACAGCACCUUAACUUUUUUAAUAGGGAAAUCACUGUUCAUUUACAUAUCUGAGUUUUUGUGGAAUUUCCGUACCAUGUUUCUAUGUAAUUGUUUUUGCACUAUUAAUUGUCAUGUAUAUAGUUGUAUAGUUAUAGUCUGUCGUAAAUAAAGCCACUUGUU